AUGAUCCUUCGUCUGACAAACUCUGAUGCCACAUCUAUGGGAGCAGCGAAUCGUGUCGAGAAUGAGGUUGCUAUGAUGACUCUAGCUGCGGCUGCGCUAGACCCAAAUUUCGAACCCAACGUUGUGCCUCGUCUAUAUGGCUGGGCUGGAAACACAUCUAAAAAAGGGGAGCCACAGCAAGGUUGGAUCCUCCAGGAGCUCAUGCCAGGUGUUCCUCUAGACGAAAAUCUAGACAACAUGGAACUCGAGGAGAAGAAAGAAAUAUUUGCACAGAUCGCAAAGCUCCUCAAAGGCCUUCAGGACUUCCCGCUACCCGCCUCUAUUACUAAAUUUGGAGGACUGACCUUUGAUAACGAGAACAAUAUAAUCAGUGCACCAAUGACCACCACUAGUACUGGUCCCUGGCCCUCGUACGAGGCUGCAUUUCAAGCACGGCUUAAGCAAGCUCUGAAGAAAACCGACGAGAAUUCUUAUAUCCGGGGCUGGCAUAAGAAUGGCGUCCGGGACCGACUAGAGGCCUUUAUAGAGCGAGGGCUCCCGGAAUCUUUCAAGCAGCUUGAAUCGCGCGACGACAAGGCAAUAAUCCACGCAGACUUUACACCCAACAACCUAUUAUUCGACAUUUCCUCAGGUCGCAUCACAGGGUUAAUUGACUUCGACUUUUCGUGCGUUCUCCAUCCUUCAUACGAGUUCCUUUGCUCCUUUAGUGGGUUCGGCGGCAAGUUUGGGGGCUGGCCCGACAUUGAGGCCCGCGAAGAAAGGGCCCUAAAGGAAGCCAAAUUACACGGCUUCCCAGACCCUCUCCCCGAUGACCAGCAAGACUGCGAGGGAGUUCAGUGGAAAGUUGCGAAGGCCUGGGAAGACGCCCUUGAGAAUGAGGGUUGCAAGCGUCCGAUGACAAUCCGAGGGAUUGACAUUGUCGCUGAUGUCGAUGCCCUGCUUAGUUCUAUCCUGCCCUGGCGCGUGACAAAUUCAGACAUUCUGAGGAGGCAAACCCAUCAAGCCAUUCAAAACUGCCGAAACGAGAACGAGAAAGUCCUGGUUGAGAUUCUGGAGCACAUCGGGUUCUAG
Messenger RNA from Penicillium mononematosum, 1071 nucleotides. Its product is annotated as phosphotransferase family protein. NCBI's taxonomy places the organism in Eukaryota, Fungi, Ascomycota, Eurotiomycetes, Eurotiales, Aspergillaceae. The record is from RefSeq and is a predicted model, not a curated record. The transcript is spliced from 2 exons. The coding region runs from base 1 to 1071 and encodes 356 amino acids.